UAGGGCUUUUACUAGACAGGAGGCUAAAAUUAAAUCACCAUACCACCCAGUUAUCAAACAGGGUGCGAAAUGCUGUUUAUGGUUUGAGCUGGAUCUUGGGUAAGCAGAGCAAACUCCCAGCUUCAAGUAAAGCACUACUAUAUAAACAAUUAAUCGCGCCAACCUGGCAGUACGCACUCCCUGUCUGGGGUCCACUGGUUUCAAAAACACAAUUUGGUAAAAUAGAGGUUUCACACAACAAAAUGUUACGCUGGACUGUGCAAGCUGGCCGUUAUAUAAGGAAUAAGGACAUACAAAGCUUUUACAACGUGAAGUCUGUGCAAGAAGUAUUUGACGAAGCCAGUGGCAGGCUCGCCAACUCACUCCUUGCACACCCGAACACAGAAGUGAGAAAUCUUCUCUUGAAUCUAUUUAAUCCGGAUAACCAAGACUUGCCAAUUUACACGAAACAACUCGAAAAACAUUUUGAGCCUUUGCGGCGUUUACUUCUACAGCAGCCGGUAACACUCCAGCAGCAAAUUCCAACUCUAAUUCGCCUUAAACAACAAGAACAGGAACAGCAACAGGAACAGCGUAAUCUGCAGCAAGCACAGCUGCGUAUAGAACAUCGUGAAAGCCAGGCUAGGCAAAAACAGGAACUAGCGUUAGCGACCGGCGUACCCCAGGAAAGGCCGUCGAUGGACUGGGUCAACAACAUGUCACGGUCAGUCAGGAGUGGCACGAUUAGCCGUGUAGACAUGGCCCAUAUCAUCAGGUUUCAGCCAGAGUAUAUCCAGAGGCUUAUUAUGAGCCCGCUACUACCAUCUGAGGUCCGCACGCCAACUCCAGAGCAGCAGCUUCAAGCUGGUCUGAACAGGCUGAAACUGUACCUGGAAGAAGAAUUAUUAGAUUCAUAUGAUACAGAUUUAUCUGUGGCGGUCCAAAAAACCAUGGCCGUCACCCCUAAUUUUUCUCACUCAAAUUUACAGAUUUCAACAAAGGUCACUCCUAGAUGUCCGCACACCAACAGUGAUGCUGCUCCAAGAUUGCCCCUCGACCAAAUCAUUGACGGCGCUAAUCCGGAUCCCUUGAAAUCGUCGGCAGCAACUGAUGUGGCUGUGUUACUCACUCCUGGUGUGAGAGAAGAGUAUCUCCAAAUUGUUCCACCUUCGUCCACUAUCCAUCACCAAGCUGCUGCUCCAAGCGUUCUUGAAGCCUCUAACUCCAACGCAGACAAGCGGUCAAAUCUGCAUGUACACGAGAUGCUUCCACCUGGCGAGGGAAAAAAGACUUUAAUUAACAACAUGCGACCACACGUACAAAAACGCACUGUUUACAACGACACUCAAGUUUCUGCACCUCUGGACUCACUGGGCAGUACUGCUGAAUGCUCUACAACUGGUUUGCCCCGAGCUGAUUUUACUGGAUCCACCGCGGCCACUGGUUCGGGCUGCUUUGAAGUCGCUAAAACACUGGCCUCCACUACAUCCUGGAUUAGCGCCUCCUGCUCCCACGAGUCCUUAUCAUAUCCAGCUAGACCAGCUCCUUCUGCCACUGCUCCCUUGGGGUCAGCGUGCAUCCAGUAUCCACAGCAAACUCGGUUUCAAAUUGGCCAACAACCGACGGUGGACUCUCCUGAAGUUGGCGUCGCUCAUCUACAGCUGGCUGCAUCUGAAAUUGCCAACCACAUUAAUCCGGACUCUCCAGAGGCUUUGAAUGAGGCUGACACGUGCUGCAACACACACCCCUAG
Drosophila gunungcola (fruit fly) is the source of this 1730-nucleotide messenger RNA. RefSeq names its product cytoplasmic polyadenylation element-binding protein-like. Bases 243 to 1730 code for a protein of 495 amino acids. The record is from RefSeq and is a predicted model, not a curated record. Lineage: Eukaryota; Metazoa; Arthropoda; Insecta; Diptera; Drosophilidae. The transcript has 2 exons.